Messenger RNA from Neurospora tetraspora, 612 nucleotides. RefSeq lists its product as uncharacterized. The record is from RefSeq and is a predicted model, not a curated record. Bases 1 to 612 code for a protein of 203 amino acids. The transcript has a single exon. Lineage: Eukaryota; Fungi; Ascomycota; Sordariomycetes; Sordariales; Sordariaceae.
AUGUCCAAAACUGGCAGCAGUGGCAGCUUCCCAAGACGAGACGACAACGGCAUCAUGGCCAUUCAGAAAACAACAACCACCACCACCACAAAACCCACCAAACCCGGAGGCGGGAAAACCAGCGGCAAGUUCCUCGGCGGCCUCCUCCACAAAGUAGCCGACUGGGCCUCCACCUCGGAACCCUCCAUGCAAGCCCUCAACCAAUACAAACAAGAAGCCUUCCAGCGGGCGGGAGUAUCACCCAACGACAGCGAUCCUCACACGAAACUGCAUGCGCCUAUCGGUGAGAUCCCCGAGGACGCGAUAAGGCCGACGGCGGGGUCGACGCCGGAGGAGGUGCUCUUGCGGAAGAAGGCGGAGAGGAAGAGGAGGCAGAUGGAGGAGGAACAGCGGAGGGGGAGUAUAGGCGGAGGUGGGAGAGGAGGGUCUUCGUCUGUUAGGUCGGGGUCGGUGUCAAGUCCGACUAUGUCGUCUGGUGGUCUGAUGGGGUUCGGGACUGGGACUGGGACUGGGACUGGGACUGCUUCGUCGACGGUGGGGUCGGGGUCGAGUAGGAAGGGGUCGGUUUCGGGAGGGAGUAGUGCUGUGCCGUGGGAUACGAGUGGGUGGUGA